Molecule: messenger RNA, 807 nt
Organism: Debaryomyces fabryi
Lineage: Eukaryota; Fungi; Ascomycota; Pichiomycetes; Serinales; Debaryomycetaceae
Gene: NCE103
Product: carbonate dehydratase
Exons: 1
Coding region: 1-807 (268 amino acids)
Biological process (GO): cellular response to oxidative stress; carbon utilization; cellular response to carbon dioxide
Cellular component (GO): cytoplasm
Molecular function (GO): zinc ion binding; carbonate dehydratase activity
Source: RefSeq, a predicted model, not a curated record
AUGGGAAGAGAAAACAUUUUGCACUAUCAAUUAGAAAAAGAGCACGAAACGGAUCUUCCGCAAGGCCAGACUACACCACCAUUGGAGAAAAAGCAAGAAGACAUGGUCAAGAAUUUGAGAGUGUUGAAUUCUAACUUUCCUUUCACUUUGCUGAAAGAUUCGACCAAAGAAGAUUUUUUGGAAAACAAUAAAUACUAUAUCGAUUCGAUUAAGCACAAUCACUCGAAUCAGGUAUUUGAGUUGAAUGGAAAGGGCCAGGCACCACACACCUUGUGGAUUGGAUGUUCCGACUCAAGAGCUGGUGAAUCAUGUCUUGCAGCAUUACCAGGUGAAAUAUUCACCCACAGAAACAUUGGUAAUGUCGUCACAUCCAAUGACUUUUCAUCACAGGGGGUAAUCCAAUUUGCUGUGGAUGUUUUGAAGGUCAAGAAAAUCAUUGUAUGUGGACACACCGAUUGUGGUGGUAUCUGGGCAUCUAUGUCGUCGAAGCGUAUCGGUGGGGUGUUGGACUUGUGGUUGACACCUAUCAAGCAAACUAGAGCAGCUAACUUGGCGUUAUUAAAUGAGUAUAAUGAUGAUCCUAAGAUGAAGGCACGUAAAUUGGCUGAAUUGAACGUAAUUCUGUCAGUGACAGCUUUAAAGAGACACCCAUCGGCAUCGAUGGCAUUAAAGAAUGGUGAUAUAGAAGUUUGGGGUAUGAUGUAUGAUGUGGGAACUGGUCGUUUGUCUGAUGUGGAGAUUCCUCUUGACGAAUUCGAGGACUUGUUUCAUGUUCACGAUACCAAGGAAGAGGAUCCUUACCAUUAA